Molecule: messenger RNA, 1125 nt
Organism: Anopheles merus
Lineage: Eukaryota; Metazoa; Arthropoda; Insecta; Diptera; Culicidae
Product: histidine-rich glycoprotein-like
Exons: 1
Coding region: 78-1016 (312 amino acids)
Source: RefSeq, a predicted model, not a curated record
UCUCGCAUAGAGAAGUGAUCGUGUGAUUUGUGAGCUGUGAUCUGUUGUGAUCUGUUGUGUUGCUUGUGCCUAGCAAGAUGCAAAUCCAAAGUGUUGCUUUGGUUUGUGCGUGUUUAGUGCUUGCCUCAGUGAGUGCUGCUCCACGUGUACAACGGUCAGCGAAUGAAGCUGCAUCGAGCUACUUCUACUUCAGCCGUUCACCAGGACAUUCGCUCGAGCUUGGCACACCGUUCGAUGGGUUAUCGGUGAUCCCAACGCUGCCGGAACUGAAAUCUUUCCCCUCGGUGCACAUCCAUCACGACGAAGGGGAUGAUCAUCACGGAAAAGCUUUGCUAGAGAGCAGUGACGAGGAUGGAGAUGAGGAUGAUCAUGCAGCGUAUCGGGUGGUAGAGCACGGCCACGAAGAGGAAGGUGGCUCAGCGUACGAUGAGGAUCAUCACGCAAAGAAGGGUGACAAGUCGGAGAAAGGAUACGACAAGAAGCACGCGCUAGAACACGGCAGCAAGGGAUCGUAUGGAAAGGAGGAUCACAAGCAACACUACGCGCACGGUGGGGAUCGCAAGCAUGCGCAUCACGAUGAAGCCUCCCACUACAACGACCAUCACGCGGAGGCAAAGCGUACCAAGGGUGGCAAGCACCACGAGAAAAAGCACCACAAGAAGGGUUCGAAAACGACGGGCUAUCACAACGUGUAUCACAAGGAUGAGUACAAGAAGGAGCACAUCUUCUACGAUACGAGCGAUCACAGCGGGCAGUUUAAGAAGUACGGUUCGUCGCACGAGCAACACUCCAAUGAGGCCGGACAGCACGCGAAGGGUGGCCACGAGGAUCACGCUCACCGGGAAAUUGCACACAAGAAGGCGGGCAGCAAGGAGCACGGUUCGUACGAUAAGCAUCAUGGGGAGUUCGCGAACGGGCAGGGACAGGAGGAGCAUCAUCAUGACGUUUCCAGCUACGACCGCAAGCACGGCCACAGCGGGCUGGGCGAACGGGGCUACAAGAUUAUUCACCCUUAGCGCCAUUACGCGAUGCGAUGAAAUAAAAAAGGGCCCAAAAUUGCAUUUGCGUUAAGCAAAACGGUAAGCACGGGGUGAGGUGGGUGUGCAUUUUGCGUAAUAAAUUAUU